Messenger RNA from Aureobasidium melanogenum CBS 110374, 1335 nucleotides. RefSeq lists its product as uncharacterized. The record is from RefSeq and is a predicted model, not a curated record. Bases 1 to 1335 code for a protein of 444 amino acids. The transcript has a single exon. NCBI's taxonomy places the organism in Eukaryota, Fungi, Ascomycota, Dothideomycetes, Dothideales, Saccotheciaceae.
AUGCAAGAAGCUGUGCUCAAACCCGAUAUACCAUUGUCAGCAUUUCAAUCAAUCAAGGAGACUACAGCAAAGGUUGGCAGAGACAUACAAGCAACUGGACCCCUGGCCAAGUUGCACUCGAGCACCGAUGCUGACGAGUGGGAUGAUGGAGUACUUAAUGACGACGAUUUCAUGGGCGCGGAGCCCAAGGAGGACGAUUUCAUGGAUGUCGAUGCACUUGAUCAACCGGUGUUCAAUCUAGCAAAGAACGGCAAGUCGAAGAACAAAACUUCUGUUACCGACACCGUCGAGGUUAUGGACGAGCAGAGACUAGCGAACGGAAACUACGCUUGUAAGCACCGUUGCAAAGACAGGAAUGCCUGCAAGCACAAAUGUUGUAAGGAGGGAGUUGAGAAGAAACCAAAACCAAGGAAGCCCAAGGACAGCGGACCAUUUACUGCGAGCAAAAGCAAGACGACUUCCACCUCAUCGACGAAGGUCCAAUCGAAGCUGGAGCUUCCGAUAAGGAGAAAGGUAGUCAGUGGACCUGUGGAGCACCUGGACUUGUCUCAGGCUUCAGCAUCACCAAAAGCCAGGGUCUCCACAGCAGCCGCACGUCUUGCCAAACUUCACAGCAGUACGACUACAUCCAGCAGGGUUCCGAUCCUAGGAGCGGGUUCUGUCAUGCCCAUGUCAUCAGCUUCUAGCAGGAACUUUGCUAGACCAAAGUUCUUUCAAAGCCCGGAUUCUUUGAGAAGCGUCGAGGAAGAGGCGAUUAACGAGUCACCGACAAUGGAGUCUAUUGUCGAGUUCUCUGAUGAUGACGACAACGACGGAGAAAAGAUACUGUCGGAGGAAGAAGACUACCUAGACAAAGACGAGGAAAUGCUGGAUGCAGCUUUGGUGGGCUUGGAAGACUCACGAAGCCUUCAGACUUGGAACGAAAUUGUCGAACCUACACAAAAUGCUCAAAGUCUAGAUAUGCUGGGUUCUGAUGCGGACUGCCAAAACGACAACCACGAGCCAAGACUCUUGGUGACACCUCAUACACAACGCGUCGACGACUUUCCAGGUGGAUUUGAAGAUGCAGUAGCAAUGUUCGACCAGGACAUGGACGACGAUGACUCGACCUUGUCAGGCACGGUCAAACGCAAGCAUGGUGAGGGCGUAUCAUCAAUCUACUUCUCGGCAAAGAAAGCCAGAACAGACAAGGAAAUAGAGCUACAAAGUUUCGAGGAGCAGGCACAAAAAGAGAGAAGAGACGAAGAGAGCAUGGAUCAUAAGGAAAAGAGAGAAAAGGAAGAGCUACGAGCGUGGUUGGCUGCAGAGCUCGGAGACAGUGUCGAGAUGAUCUGA